CAGAAGCAUUUCUGUUAACUCUCCGAGAUGUCGCUGGUGUUCAGAAGCGUUAUAUAGCAUGCGCAGUGAUAAACAGUACCAGGCAUUCGGAACUUUUGAAACGCGAUUAAUAUUUGUAAAAAUUUUUAGUAAUUGAACUCAAACAGGAGGAAAAAAAACAAAUUUGAAUUAUUCCAGCAGCAAAAAACACAAAAGGAGGACUAGAUAUUAUUUUAUAAUUUACUAAAAAAGAUGAAAGCAGCCUGGCGACAAGACCUUCCGUGUUUACUUGUAUGUAUUUUUUGUGCAUGUGUAACUCAUGGCAUGACUGUGGACUUUUCAAGAUUAAGGAAACCAUAUCUUCUACCAAAAAGAGCAGAUUUUCUACCAAAAAGAGCAGAUUCGUCAAAUCCGUGCCCACCUGAGUCCCCCUUUCUAUGUCGGUCCCCCAGGCAGAUGUGCAUAGCUCUAGGAAAUAUAUGUGAUCGACAACCAGACUGCCCAGAUGGAUUUGACGAAGAUCCACAAAUGUGUAAUGCCAGAAACCGACCUUCAAAAGAAGAACUUGAGAAUUUUUUGAUUCGAAAUGAAGAUUGGAUGCUUCCUAAAUUGUUUAAUGGAGCUUCUGCAGAAAUUGUAGCGCAUGCCUUAGUCGUAUCACCAAAUCUGAGGGAAUUGGGUGAAAUUGUGGGAUUAGGCGAUAAAGAAGAUAACUUACGUAAAGCUUUUCUAGCAGUAAGGGAGGGAGACGAGAGACCUUUACUUAAAAUGGGUAUGCCGGAAGAGGAAUGGUAUGACGUCCAAGACUACCUUAACAGAGUCAUAGAAGGCGGACUGGAGGUGUCAUAAACCUGGACAAUAGACAAAAUGAACUCAAACCAAACUCAAUACUAGGUUCUGCAUCCUUUUUUCAUCAUUUAGGGAACACAUUAAUUUAUUUCUUGUAUUUUGGCUCGUAGGCUCAUAAGCACGAACGCUGAAAAUGCUUUAUUUCAUUACAUCCAUGGUCUUUUUUUGUUAUCAGAGUUUUAAGCAAAGUAUAAUAUAAUUUUAUACAUCUGUAUCUAUAUUUUAUGAUUACAUCGUUAAAAUGCAUUUACACACAUAUAUGAUAUAUAUAAAUAUAUAUUUUUUGUUCAA
Messenger RNA from Saccostrea cuccullata (small rock oyster), 1119 nucleotides. RefSeq names its product neuropeptide prohormone-4-like. NCBI's taxonomy places the organism in Eukaryota, Metazoa, Mollusca, Bivalvia, Ostreida, Ostreidae. The transcript has 5 exons. Gene Ontology annotation, molecular function: protein binding. The coding region runs from base 232 to 828 and encodes 198 amino acids. The record is from RefSeq and is a predicted model, not a curated record.